ACCAGCUCGAUAAAGAUCACUUCUCCUUGCUCAUCUCUUACCAUCAAGCAAACAAAACUAAAGAUCAAGUUCUGUCGUUGUUGAUAAUGUCUACGGCUGGUCACUUUAUUCGAUGCCUAGCUGCUGUGGCAUGGGAAGCCGGAAAGCCACUGGUGAUGGAGGAAGUAGAGGUUGCUCCACCGCAGAAACAUGAAGUUCGUAUCAAGGUUCACUUCACUUCUCUCUGUCACACCGAUGUUUGCUUCUGGGAAGCAAAGGGACAAACGCCGUUGUUUCCACGUAUCUUCGGUCAUGAAGCUGGAGGGGUUGUGGAGAGUGUUGGAGAAGGAGUGACUGAUCUUCAAUCAGGAGAUCACGUUUUGACCAUCUUCACCGGCGAAUGUGGCAAUUGCCGUCACUGCCACUCUGAGGAAUCCAACAUGUGUGAUCUCCUCAGGAUCAACACCGAGCGAGGCGGCAUGAUUCACGACGGUGAAUCAAGAUUCUCCAGCAAUGGCAAACCCAUUCACCACUUCCUCGGAACCUCCACGUUCAGUGAGUUCACUGUGGUACACUCCGGUCAGGUGGCUAAGAUCAACCCUGAAGCUCCUCUUGACAAAGUAUGCAUCGUUAGUUGCGGUUUAUCCACUGGGCUAGGAGCAACUUUGAACGUGGCUAAACCAAAAAGAGGUCAAAGUGUUGCGAUUUUCGGUCUUGGUGCUGUUGGUUUAGCCGCAGCAGAAGGUGCUAGAAUCUCUGGUGCUGGUAGGAUCAUUGGUGUUGAUCUCAACCCCAAUAGAUUCGAGGAAGCUAAGAAAUUCGGUGUGACCGAUUUUGUGAACCCUAGAGAGCAUGACAAGCCAGUUCAGCAAGUUAUCAUUGAGAUGACAGAUGGUGGAGUGGACCGGAGUGUGGAGUGUACAGGAAGCGUUCAAGUCAUGAUUCAAGCAUUUGAAUGCGUUCAUGAGGGUUGGGGUGUUGCGGUGCUGGUUGGUGUACCAAGACAAGACGAUGCCUUCAGGACUCAUCCCAUGAAUUUUCUGAACGAGAGGACACUCAAGGGUUCUUUCUUUGGUAACUACAAACCUAAAACCGACAUUCCCGGGGUCGUUGAGAAGUACAUGAACAAGGAGCUGGAUCUUGACAAGUUCAUCACUCACGCGGUGCCAUUCUCGAAGAUCAACGAGGCCUUUGAUUACAUGUCCAAGGGAGAGUGUAUCCGUUGCGUCAUCGACAUGGGUGCUUGAAUGCUUUCAAAUAUCAAUGAUGUCUACUUUGUGUUUUAGUUUCCUUUAUGCGCACUCACAGCAAUAAUAGAAAAGAUAUAGCAGAUAUAUUAUGCUCUGUUUUUAUACUCUGUUUUUAAGUUGGUUGUUUUGUGUCUUAUCUAUUACCUUACCGUUGUAAUAACAGAUUAAUUAUAGUGACU
Molecule: messenger RNA, 1408 nt
Organism: Brassica oleracea var. oleracea
Lineage: Eukaryota; Viridiplantae; Streptophyta; Magnoliopsida; Brassicales; Brassicaceae
Product: alcohol dehydrogenase class-P-like
Exons: 7
Coding region: 87-1226 (379 amino acids)
Biological process (GO): formaldehyde catabolic process
Cellular component (GO): cytosol
Molecular function (GO): zinc ion binding; S-(hydroxymethyl)glutathione dehydrogenase [NAD(P)+] activity
Source: RefSeq, a predicted model, not a curated record